Messenger RNA from Hyaloscypha bicolor E, 483 nucleotides. RefSeq lists its product as uncharacterized. Bases 1 to 483 code for a protein of 160 amino acids. Lineage: Eukaryota; Fungi; Ascomycota; Leotiomycetes; Helotiales; Hyaloscyphaceae. The transcript is spliced from 2 exons. The record is from RefSeq and is a predicted model, not a curated record.
AUGGCGGAAAAGAUUGAGAAGGCACAAAAAGAUUUCGUGCUCAAGGCAACAACCGCACAAAUCGAGGAGCGGAAGGCAAGAGACGAGCAGGCUGCAGCAGAAGCUAAAGUAGAGGAGGAGAAAAGGCGAGCCAUAGCCGAAUUCAAUGCUGACCAACGAAGAAUAGCCAAGGCAGCGGCAGAAGCGACGAAAAAAGCUGCUGGAGAGAGCGCAGCUCGGGAGAGGAAGGUGGAGUAUGAGAGGAAGGUGGAGUAUGAGAGGAAGGUGGAGUAUGAGAGGAAGGUGGAGUAUGAGAGGAAGGUGGAGUAUGAGAGGAAGGUGAAGGACGAGAGGAAGGCCGAGUUGGUUCAAGGGGUUGAGAUGGCGAAAUGGCAGCUGGAGUCUGAGCGAAAGAGGGAAGAUGAGUUAAAAGCAAGGGAGAAGCAAACGGAGGCUGAGUUGAGAUGGAAACACAUCAUGAUUCCAUGGCCGUCAUGGAUGUGA